AUGGCCGAGAUGAACCCUGAUGCUGCUAUUGCAGCUCCCGCUCAAACUCACGGUGCUGGGUAUUCCGCACUUCCAGAUAAUCUUCAGCGCUUUCUCUUAACUGGAAAGGUCGUCGUUGUUACUGGUGGUGCGCGCGGUCUCGGCUUCUGCAUGUCUGAGGCUCUCUGCGAGGUUGGCUGUAAGGCCAUUGCCAUUAUGGACGUUUUGCAAGAGCAUGGAGACUCUGCUGCUCUUGAACUAAACAAGAAAUACAACAUCCCUGCUGCGUUCUACAAAGUCGAUGUUCGUGACGCUGAGGCCGUCAAGGAGGUCAUGACCAGUAUUGCCGCCGACUUGGGAAGUGUCGACGUUCUUCUCUGCUCUGCCGGUAUUGCCGACUCCAACAUGCCGGCCGAGACCUACGAUAUCGAGAGAUUCCGUCGUCUUAUUGACAUCAACCUUACUGGUACUUUCUUGUGCGCCCAGUCUGCUGGUCAAAUCAUGAUCAAGCAAGGAAAUGGAGGCUCGAUCAUCUUCAUUGGAUCCAUGUCCGGACACAUUGUCAAUUGGCCCCAGGAACAAAGUUGCUACAACGCUUCAAAGGCUGGUGUUAUCCAGCUCGGCAAAUCUCUUGCCGCUGAGUGGAGCAAGUACAAUAUUCGUGUCAACUCCAUUUCUCCCGGUUACAUGGAUACCGCUUUGAACCGUGUUCCCGCUCUUGAGGCACAGAAGAAGUUGUGGUGCUCGCGCACACCAAUGAACCGCCUCGGAAAUGUCGAUGAAUUGAACAGCACCGCUGUCUUCCUUGCAUCCAAUGCUUCCACCUUCAUGACUGGAUCCGAUAUCAUCAUUGAUGGUGGUUACUGCUGUUGGUAA
Molecule: messenger RNA, 855 nt
Organism: Morchella importuna
Lineage: Eukaryota; Fungi; Ascomycota; Pezizomycetes; Pezizales; Morchellaceae
Exons: 7
Coding region: 1-855 (284 amino acids)
Cellular component (GO): intracellular anatomical structure
Molecular function (GO): oxidoreductase activity, acting on NAD(P)H, oxygen as acceptor
Source: RefSeq, a predicted model, not a curated record